GGCGUCGGAGGCGCGAGAGGAUUGUGGGAUCGCAAGAUGGCGGCCCUGCGCAGCUUCCGGGCGGGAGCCGGGCGUUUCCUGCAUCCCCAGAGCUGUUGCAGGGUGUGGAGAAGCCUCAGCGUCUCUGCUGUGCUUCAGCAGGGCCGAGCCCAGGCAGAGAAGCCGAAGUCGGAGGGGGUCUUCCAGGUGACCCUGCUUCCUGGGGACGGGGUGGGCCCGGAGCUCAUGCACUCUGUCAAGGAAGUCUUCAAGGCUGCUGCUGUCCCUGUGGAGUUUGAAGAGCAUCACCUGAGUGAGGUGCAGAACACUGCUUCGGAGGAAAAGCUGGAUGAGUUCCUCGACUCCAUGAAGAAGAGCAAAGUGGCUCUCAUAGGGAAGAUCCACACCCCCAUGGAGUACAAAGGGGAGCUGGCGUCCUAUGACAUGAGGCUCAGGCGCAAACUUGACCUCUUUGCAAACGUGGUCCACGUCAGCAGCCUGCCUGGCUAUAAGACGCGGCACAACAAUUUGGACCUGGUGAUCAUCCGCGAGCAGACCGAGGGAGAGUACAGCUCCCUGGAACACGAGAGUGCAAAGGGGGUCAUUGAGUGCCUGAAGAUCAUCACCCGGGACAAGUCCCAGCGCAUCGCCAAGUUCGCUUUUGAUUACGCCACCAAGAAGGGCCGUUCCAAGGUCACAGCUGUGCACAAAGCCAACAUAAUGAAGCUGGGCGAUGGGCUCUUUCUGCGCUGCUGUAAAGAGGUGGCCGAGUUAUAUCCCAAGAUCCAGUUUGAUACCAUGAUUAUUGACAACUGCUGCAUGCAGCUGGUACAGAAUCCCUACCAGUUUGACGUCCUGGUCAUGCCAAACUUGUAUGGGAACAUCAUAGACAAUCUGGCAGCUGGCCUGGUGGGGGGAGCCGGCGUGGUCCCUGGUGAGAGCUACAGUGCUGAGUACGCUGUCUUUGAGAUGGGUGCCCGUCACCCCUUUGCCCAAGCCGUGGGGAGGAAUAUCGCCAACCCCACCGCCAUGUUGCUGUCCUCUGCCAACAUGCUACGGCACCUUAACUUGGAGUACCACUCGACCCUGAUCUCGGAGGCGGUGAGGAAGGUGAUCAAGGUGGGCAAGGUGCGGACGAGAGACAUGGGCGGUUACUCCACCACCUCUGACUUCGUCAAGUCUGUCAUUGACCACCUGCACCCCCACUACGGGGUCUAGGGCUGGGCCCUGCCAGUCCUUGACGGUGCCCCCCCACCCUCCCAGCACUCCAGGCCCACCAGCCCUCCCUCCCCCUUGGCUGCCAGUCCCUGCACAAUGUCUCGAGGCUCCCCUCGCCCCUCAGCAGGAGCGGGGGAGGGAAUGCCCCCCCCCCCGUUUGGACCCUUCAGGGCAGGCAGUCUGUGGACUGGGAAGGGUUACCUUUGUUGGCUGGCUGGGGAGCAGCAAGAGCCCCUGAAGUGUGCCAGGUGGGGGGUGGGGGUUCACAGUCCAGAGCAGCCGGGACCCUUGCCACCACUUGCCCACUGGCAUUGUGAGAGGCUGGCACUCCCUCCGCCGCCUCCUGGGAGCGUGGCGUCCGUGACUGCUGUAGGGCCAGAGGGCAUUCCUUUUGUGACCCCCUCCGGAGUGUUGGCCUUUGUGCCCCCCUGCCCCGCCCCGCCCCGCCCGAAGGUGUGCAGGCACCCUUUCUGCAGCACUGGGUGCUCCAGGCUGCUCUGUGCCCUUUGGGCGAGAGGGUCUCCCCUGCCUUGGAGCAAGGGAGAGCUCACUUUGGAAAGGCCCACUUCUGAGCUGGCAGGCAUGGGCGGCUCGAGGGGGGUGGCCCAUGCCUGCCAGCUGCAGAGUGCCGUGGCCCCUCCAGGAGCUGAGGGCCUGGCAUGGAAGGCAGGCAGCGGGGGUUUUGCCAGAGGGGCGGAGGCUGGCCUCUGGAAAUGGAGGCGGCAGGUCUUGGCCAGGGGCUGGCCGUGUCGCAGGUCACACUGCAGAGAGCCAGCCUUGUGUGCUACCCCCUCAUUUGUGGGGGGGGGAGAGGGGGCUUGAGGAAGUAGAGGGUGCUGGCAGCUGGGUAUAGCGGGGCAGAGAGUGCCAGUGGGGGGGCAGAGAUCUGCCUGGCACCAUCUGGUCACACUGUGUAUUAAUUGUGAAUAAACAUGCAAGUCUUUUGCUUGGAUUCCUCCUGGCUGUCCGUCCAUCUCCUCACUUCUUCUUGUGAAAGGACAGCAUUUCCUGCGCUGUCUUGGCAAGAGCCCUCGCGCUUCCUAGUGCUGCCCACUUGGCUCCAUUGCCAGCAGCCCUCCUCUGCCUGAGAUCUUGGUGAGGGGACUUGGGUGGUUCGAGACUGCACAAGUGUCGGAUGUUUGUAAUAAAUAGUUAUUUGCUUUUU
Messenger RNA from Eublepharis macularius, 2362 nucleotides. RefSeq names its product isocitrate dehydrogenase (NAD(+)) 3 non-catalytic subunit beta (gene IDH3B). Lineage: Eukaryota; Metazoa; Chordata; Lepidosauria; Squamata; Eublepharidae. Gene Ontology annotation, molecular function: NAD binding; oxidoreductase activity, acting on the CH-OH group of donors, NAD or NADP as acceptor; magnesium ion binding. Gene Ontology annotation, biological process: isocitrate metabolic process; tricarboxylic acid cycle. The record is from RefSeq and is a predicted model, not a curated record. Gene Ontology annotation, cellular component: mitochondrion. The coding region runs from base 37 to 1197 and encodes 386 amino acids. The transcript is spliced from 12 exons.